AUGACGCCCCUACGAUGCGCAAAUGGCGCCUCUGCCGCUCGAUCCUUUGUCCAGCUCGCUAAGCGACGGUAUUCGACCGCUAAUUCACAUGUACAACAAACGCCUCUGGAGUUCCUCGUCCCGCGCAAAACAUCUUAUAUUGGACGCCGCACGUCGAUAGCCACGGCCUCGACAUCAUCAGCCCUGUCAAUAGGCCGACAAACAGCUAGCCGACCUUUUUCAGCAUCUGCUUCUCGUCUCGCUACGAUAUGCGUACAGAACCCUCAGAAAGAUGAAGAUGGCAAGGAUAUGGUGCUGGAAAUCACCUCAAGAGCAGCUCAGCGCCUCUCCGAGAUCAUGGUCAAAGACAAGAACCCGAAUCUAGCGCUACGGAUCCGAGUCGAGAGCGGAGGCUGCCACGGCUUUCAAUACCUGAUGAGUCUCAUUACGAUGCCUACUGGAGAAGCACGCGAAGCAUCUCCUAUCGUUAGCGAGGAAGACAGCAUUUUCCAGUACGUUCCGGACGAGGGCGGUUCCUCUUCAUCCGAAAGCAGCGCCAAGGUCAUACUAGACGAGCCUUCCCUAGAGCUUCUCAAGGGCAGCAAGGUGGACUUUACGCAGGAGUUGAUUGGGUCGCAGUUCAAGAUUGUUGACAACCCGUAUGCGUCAAGCAGCUGCGGAUGCGGGACAAGUUUUGAUAUCAAGAUGUAG
Messenger RNA from Trichoderma gamsii, 690 nucleotides. RefSeq lists its product as hypothetical. The coding region runs from base 1 to 690 and encodes 229 amino acids. Gene Ontology annotation, biological process: iron-sulfur cluster assembly. Gene Ontology annotation, molecular function: 4 iron, 4 sulfur cluster binding; 2 iron, 2 sulfur cluster binding; iron ion binding. Gene Ontology annotation, cellular component: mitochondrion. The record is from RefSeq and is a predicted model, not a curated record. The transcript has 2 exons. NCBI's taxonomy places the organism in Eukaryota, Fungi, Ascomycota, Sordariomycetes, Hypocreales, Hypocreaceae.